GUUUCCUCUGCACAACUCACACAAACAAGCCCUUGAGCCCUCUACUAUAACCAGUCGUUCACAAGGAUACUAUCAAGGCAAAAUGGCUAAUGCUGCUAAAUUUUCAUUACUGGGGCAGAUUCUUCUCAUAACUCUUUGUUCUCUUAGCCUGUUUUCCAAUGCCUUUACUUCUCAGCAAUAUAGUGAUGCACUUGAAAAAUCCAUCCUUUUUUUUGAGGGUCAGCGCUCAGGUGCAUUGCCGCCGAACCAGAGGAUGAAAUGGAGGGGCAACUCCGGUUUGUCCGACGGCUCUAGUUAUCAUGUGAACUUAGUGGGUGGAUAUUAUGAUGCUGGAGACAAUGUCAAAUUUGGUCUCCCUAUGGCCUUUACUACUACAUUGUUGGCGUGGAGUGUCAUUGAAUUUGGCGAGUCAAUGCAGAACCAGAUUGAAAAUGCCAAAGCUGCCAUUCGUUGGAGCACUGAUUACCUUUUAAAAGCAGCAACUGCCACUCCGGGUACCCUAUAUGUUCAAGUCGGAGAUCCUAACUUAGAUCAUAAAUGCUGGGAGAGGCCUGAAGACAUGGACACACCACGCAAUGUCUACAAAGUGAGUUCUCAAAACCCAGGAUCCGAUGUAGCUGCUGAGACAGCUGCUGCUUUGGCUGCUGCUUCAAUUGUUUUCAAAGAUUCUGAUCCUUCCUAUUCUUCCAAAUUGCUUCAUACAGCAAUGCAAGUUUUCGAUUUUGCUGACAAGUACAGAGGUUCUUACAGUGACUCUCUCAGUUCGGCAGUCUGCCCAUUUUAUUGCUCUUAUUCAGGAUACCAGGACGAGCUUCUCUGGGGAGCAUCAUGGAUUCAUAGAGCCUCACAGAACGGCUCAUACCUGGCUUACAUCCAGUCAAAUGGUCACACAAUGGGUGCCGAUGAUGAUGACUACUCCUUUAGCUGGGAUGACAAGCGAGCUGGGACAAAGAUUCUUCUUUCCAAGGCAUUCCUAGAGAAACAUGUAGAAGAAUUUCAGUUGUUUAAAGCACAUUCAGACAACUACAUGUGUUCUCUAAUUCCAGGAACUUCUCGUUUCCAGGCCCAAUACACACCAGGAGGGCUUCUCUACAAAGCAAGUGAAAGCAAUCUACAAUACGUAACUUCAACAUCUUUCCUCCUCUUGACAUACGCUAAAUAUCUUAGCUCAAAUGGAGGAAUGGUCACAUGUGGAGGUUCAACUGUGACAGCAGAAUCACUCAUAUCACAAGCCAAGAAGCAAGUGGACUAUAUUUUAGGAGAUAAUCCAGCAAAAAUGUCAUACAUGGUGGGUUUCGGAAACAGGUAUCCACAACAUGUGCACCACAGGGGCUCCUCUGUUCCAUCUAUACGCACACACCCAAAUCGCAUUUCCUGCAACGAUGGGUUCCAGUACCUGUAUUCUAGUUCACCCAAUCCAAAUGUCCUGGUUGGAGCCAUACUAGGUGGUCCUGACAAUAAAGACAAUUUUGCAGAUGACAGAAAUAACUACCAGCAAUCUGAGCCUGCUACGUAUAUCAAUGCACCAUUUGUUGGUGCGGUUGCUUUCUUCUCGGCUAAAGAUUAACCCUAUGUUCGGACAUGCAUGGUGCGGUUGCUUUCAGGAAGUUUGAUUUACUUUUAUGUUGUUGAUGAUUAGUUUAGUAGAGAAAUCAAACUUCUCCCUUAAAAGAAAGAUGGGCAUUUAGGUGUAUCUUCCUAAAAGUUUGGAGGAAAAUAUGAAAUUAAAAAAUAUAAUUUUCCUUUUCUUUUUU
Molecule: messenger RNA, 1754 nt
Organism: Manihot esculenta (cassava)
Lineage: Eukaryota; Viridiplantae; Streptophyta; Magnoliopsida; Malpighiales; Euphorbiaceae
Product: endoglucanase CX
Exons: 7
Coding region: 83-1567 (494 amino acids)
Biological process (GO): carbohydrate metabolic process
Molecular function (GO): hydrolase activity, hydrolyzing O-glycosyl compounds
Source: RefSeq, a predicted model, not a curated record